AUGGAAUCGCCAGUCCUCCACCCCCCAGACACAACAACAGACACCGACAUCCUCCCCCUCACAGUCCGCUUCUCCGCCUCCAUCCCAGACCUCCUCCUCGACAUCCCAUCCCCCUCCACUACCACCGCCGCAGGUCUGAAACAGCUGAUCCGCUCUCGCCUCCCAAGAGACCUAUCCACGCACCGUCUCCGUCUCAUCUACGCCGGUCGCGGACUGGAGGAUGCGUCCCCAUUAUCGGUAUCGCUGAAACUCCACCUGCAACCCAAGAUUCUUCUUCCCCCCCCACAAGACACCAAUCAAGAUGGCGUCGAUGGUAAGGGGAAGAAACCCGUCCGUGACGCGCCUCGGGUCUACGUCCACUGCUCGAUCGGCGAUAUCAUCCUUUCAGAAGAUGAGCUGAGUGGCGAGGUGGCUGUUUCGUCUACGUUGUUACUACGGCGACCAGAAGAAAAGGAACAGAGAAAGGAACAUUUAGUCUCUGCCCAGGAACAAGGACUGCAAGAACAAGAUCAAGAGCAUGAACAUGAACAAGCACCAUUUACGACACCUGCUCCGCGCGGUUUUGAUCGUUUACUGGCUACCGGGUUCACGCCGGCGGAGGUCUCGGCUUUGCGGUCGCAAUUUCUCGCCAUUCAAUCUGUUACGAGGACGCCCGAUACCAUGCCCACAGGGCCGGAGUUGAGGGAACUCGAGGAUAGAUGGAUGGAUGAGGGGACGACGGCUGCUGCGACUGUGGGCCUUGGCGGUGGUGCUGGUGGUGAUGGGGCAACGUUUGGAACCGACGAUGAUGGGGGGUUCGGUGUUGGUUCGCGGGGGGCGAUCGAUGAUAUGCUUUGGGGUGCGGUGAUGGGGUUCUUCUGGCCUGUGGGUUGUGUGAUGUGGUUAAGGAGGGAGGAAGGGGUAUGGAGUUGGAGGAAGGGGUUGACUGUUUUUGUGGGAGUUAUUGUCAAUGCGGCUUUUGGGGUGAUGAGGGUUACCGGGUAG
Monascus purpureus is the source of this 984-nucleotide messenger RNA. The record is from the annotation of a GenBank genome assembly. NCBI's taxonomy places the organism in Eukaryota, Fungi, Ascomycota, Eurotiomycetes, Eurotiales, Aspergillaceae.